Molecule: messenger RNA, 410 nt
Organism: Laetiporus sulphureus 93-53
Lineage: Eukaryota; Fungi; Basidiomycota; Agaricomycetes; Polyporales; Laetiporaceae
Exons: 2
Coding region: 24-230 (68 amino acids)
Source: RefSeq, a predicted model, not a curated record
CCAGGCGCGGACUGAGGUGAAACAUGCAGAGGGCCCUGCGCUGCAUCCAAAAAAGUGUUUCAGCCAUAUGCGAGAGAUAUGCAAAGAGCACCGGAGCAGAGGAACCUGUCCUUGUCCCUAAUACCAUCAGAGCGAAGUCUCACACUGCUCGGGCGCUGACUCGAACUCGAGACUUGCCAAUACAGGUAAUUACUCGAUCAUGUGACCGCGUCGAGUCAAGCGUACCGUAGCGGCACGCCCACACCGCCUCAGGAACGUCGUGGCAUAAUACAGCUCUAUUUUGUUUUAUCACUGACUUGUCUACCUCAGCGCUGCAAAGGCCGCAAGCUCCGUGAUCUCGAUUUUUGCUGUGCUUGACCCGGAUCUAUCAUGCUGUGGGCAAUCAAUGAAUCCUUUUACACACGGUAGCA